Messenger RNA from Orbilia oligospora ATCC 24927, 1470 nucleotides. RefSeq lists its product as uncharacterized. The record is from RefSeq and is a predicted model, not a curated record. Bases 1 to 1470 code for a protein of 489 amino acids. The transcript is spliced from 5 exons. Lineage: Eukaryota; Fungi; Ascomycota; Orbiliomycetes; Orbiliales; Orbiliaceae.
AUGUCAUUCGUGCCAAAGGUUUUCAGCCGUGUCAUGGGAACGCCAAAGGAAGAGCCAAAGCUCUCUCCUGACCAAGAAGCCUUUUGGAAGGCCUAUACCUUCACCCUUCAAGAAGAGGUCAUGCCAGAGCCAAACCCGGAGCAGAUUUUCUUUCCUGCUCUCCAGAGCACCGUGGGAGUACUAGCCGGCGACAAUGUACCUCCAGAGGUUACAAACUACGGUAUAUACAAAUGGGGGGAUGGUGUCAUGUCCCCUAGCCAGCCGUUGUAUCUUGGCGGAGGGUCGGGAAGCUAUAUUCGCAAUCUGCAGCAAUAUGUGAGCUACGUAGACGUUGGCUCCGAUCCUUCCCCCGGCAAAUAUGAUGCAUAUAUUCAGGCCGUGAAGCAAGCUACACAAGCCAACGAAGAUUACCUGGCAGCACUCAAACAAGCUCUUGAACUAUAUAAGGAGAUGCCUGGUUCUUACACCACAAUUGACGAAUGGGCGGAGGCCAAUUACCCCUCCUUCAACGAGGCAAAGGCAGCCAUGCAGUCGGCUGUUGGCAACGAAGCAGACCUUCGUCUCCAAGUUUACGGCCCAGAGGCUGCACCCAAGAAUGAUGCCCUUGGAAACAUCGGCCUGGCUCUUGCAACUACCUCUGAACCUCAUUUUAAUAUGCCCACCACAGCCGACAAUGUCCAACUUGACAGAGAACAAUCCCUCGCAGCUGCUAGAGGUAAAAAAGUGGAUUUCCCGCCACAUGCCAAUAUUUUCUCUCCAUCCUAUUCGAUCGUAGGUAAUUACAAAGACCAGAUAGGAACCUGGGCCGCGGAGAUGUCGGCCAACAAACUCGAGCCAAAGACUAUUGAGCUCGAAGUUGAGAAGUUUAUUAAGGCAGACUGGGAAGAAAAGGGAUUCAAUAACGUAUCCGGUGAUGGCCUUGUCGGGUUUUUCAUCGGGGCUUGGGGGAACUACAAUCGCAAAGAUGAAUUUGACAAAACAUUCAACUCCAUGACUGCCAAUGACUAUCAAGCCACCCUAGAAAUCUACGGGCAGGAAAUAUUCCCACUACAACCAGGACAGUGGGACAUACCCGACGUUGUGCAUGUUUUCCCCAAACUCGAAGAGGGUGCCCCGAAGGAUAUGAUGGAUUUUAUCCAACCUAAGUCUGUAGUUGUCGCCUAUACUAUCGGCAUGAAGGUCCAAUUCAAAGACCAAUUUGCAACGGAUUUCAAUUCCCACUUUAAGUCUAUUACAAAACAAGAGGGCGGAUUUGUUAUCUUUGGAAUUGAUAUUGCUCUGGGUGGCGAAAGUACUAAGGAGACCGAGAAGACCACGCAUAAGGCGACUUAUGAUGAAUCAAGCGGAGUACUUAAUGUCCUUCCUAAUAACGACGGGCGUGCCAUUCUCUUAGGUAUGGUUGGGCAGAGAUCGGGUGGGCAGGGAUCGGGUAGCUCUAAGCCCCCACCUCGUAGAUUCAAUCAAUUUUAA